AUGCCAGCGAAGACGAAGACGACUAAAUCCUCACCACCCGCCAAACUCCAUACAGCGUCUGCGACCGCCACAUCCUCCGCCGUCCCUGCAAAGCGCGCCGGCACGCCGCCAACCAGCACGACGACGACAACGACGGACGCACUGGUGAAAGCAAACGACAAGCUGAAUCCCCCGUCCUUUACAUAUCCGCCCGAGCUGUCCGUCCCCGCCCGCAAAGCUGGUCAGAACUACGCAUCGUAUCUUUUCAGCUGCGGCAAAGCGUACCUCACCUUCUACAAAACGGGCAUCUCGCACACGCGACAGACGCUGAAACUCGCAAAGGCGCUGCGCGCGAAGCUUGCAGAGCAGGGGAAAGGCAUCAGCAAAGACGUCGCAGGCAACGGCAUCCUGAGCAGGAGCGAGUGGCAGGUGCUGCGAAGGAGCAGGAGGGACCUCCUCCGGCUGCCGGUCAUGGGGUUCUUGAUCCUCGCGCUGGGCGAAUGGCUACCACUCAUUGUCGUCUACCUGACCCCUGUGAUCCCAGAGGCGUGCCGUAUCCCCACGCAAGUCGAGCGGACGCUGCGCAAACUCGAAGACCGCCGCAAAGACCGCCUGACGCGCAUUGCCAUGGACGCGCAGCGCCUGCAGGCCCGCAACCGCACGCCCGCCACAGACGGCGACGCGAUCCGCCUCGCCGCCGCAGCAGAGGGGCUGUUGAGCCCAGAGACAAAAGUCGGCAAGGCCGGCGGAAUGGCCAUGGCGAGCGCCAUUGUUCCCCCGGAGGCAUCGCAGGAGCUGAGUCUCUUCCACCUGCUGCUCCUGUCUGCGCGGCUAAACUGCCACCCCCGCAUCCUCGACACCCUCUACCUCACGCCGCCCAAGUGGCUGCUGCAGCGCAACGUCAGCAAAACACUGGCAUACCUUACGCAAGACGAUGAGCUGAUCCGCAGGGACGGCGGGAGCCAGGCGCUGGACAAGCAGGAGUUGCUGCGUGCGUGUGUCGAGCGCGGCAUCGCUGUGCUGGGCAAGGCCGAGGCGGAGCAGAGGAAGAGUCUGGCGCAGUGGUACAACAUGUGA
Ascochyta rabiei is the source of this 1056-nucleotide messenger RNA. RefSeq lists its product as uncharacterized. Gene Ontology annotation, molecular function: ribosome binding. The transcript has a single exon. Gene Ontology annotation, cellular component: mitochondrial inner membrane. The record is from RefSeq and is a predicted model, not a curated record. Lineage: Eukaryota; Fungi; Ascomycota; Dothideomycetes; Pleosporales; Didymellaceae. Gene Ontology annotation, biological process: intracellular monoatomic cation homeostasis. Bases 1 to 1056 code for a protein of 351 amino acids.